AAGACAAAGACCUCAUAUACAACUGGAUUUAUUUUACUCAUUACUCAUCUUCUCCUUGAUAUCUCAUAAUUUGAUGAGUUUUAGACCUUUAUUUUAAUUCAUUUAGAUCAUUUAACUUGCAUAUUUGCAUUAAGGUGCUCAUUUGCAUAUACAUGAGUGCAAAUGAACGUUAGAAAGUUUGGGACGAAACAAAAAAGUCAAUUUUGAAAAUCUAAAAGUUAAAAUGAAAAUAACAAAAAGUUUAAGGAUCAAGCGAACAAAAAGGUGAAAUUGUCAUUGUUGUUCUCAAGCUUUCACUUUCUGACAGAGAGGACGAGGCACAACCACUCAAGACGGCCAUGGAGGUGAUCUGAUUUUGGCCGAGUGAUGCGCCACGGAGGUGAUUCUUCGACGAGGAAUGAGGCAGCAACAAGGAGCUCGCCGUAGUUGCUCGAUGUAGGAGGGCAACACAACUCGACUGUGAAAAAGUUCACCAUGAAUCUCUGCAAACAACAUGUGCCACAGAUCUCGAAUUCGCCACCAGAUGCUAAUUGAUUAUAAGAAUCUUGUACUUUAACUUGAUUUAUAAAGAAAUCCACUUCAACAAAAAAAAAUUAAAAUCAAUCGUUUAAAAAAAUAGAACAUGAUACAGAAAGAUGAGAAGAUGAGAACAUAAAAGAAUAGUGGGUCCUACUAAUUUAUACUAUAGUUAUGUUUUAGUUAAAAAGAAUGGAAUAUGUUAAAGAAAAUGUCAUAGAAACACAAAGUGACCUAUAAUGUGACCCAUAAUAUAAAACAUUCUAUAUAUGGCCACAUAGUCAAAGGGGUGGAGUUUAUUUAUGUUCAUUAUCCCUAUAAUCCUUAUAAAAAUAAAUAAGAAGAAUGAAUCGAGACGCCGUCUGGGGUUCAGUUUCUCCAAAGUUCGCCCUAGUUCUCCAAAAUUCGCCCUAGUUCUCUCACAGACACGAUAAUUGAGGCGCCGUCAGGGGUUCAGUUUUCCGACGCCGGUGGAGCAGAAGCUCGUCGGCGUCGCCUCCGUUAUCUCUGUUUAUCUUUCUACUCUCUCUUUUCACCUCUUUCUGUGUUUUUUGUUUUUUCUUUUGAUCUCUCACCGAGAGAUUUUUUUUCAACCUCCAUGGUUACCGGUAGUUCUACGUCUCUGCAUACACGACAGCUCUGGGACGGGCUCAGCAGCCGCAAUCCUCCCCUUCCGAAGCUAACGCCACCACCAGACCUCACAAAUCCAACCUCUCAAAUCCUCCGACUUGUGCUCACGGGAUCUGAAUCUAGUUUGGAAUCUAUAGACCUCUCUCUAAGAUGGCCUAUGUACUUCACCGAGCUCUCUGACCAUUCCGGUGAGAUCCGUGCUUCUCCAUCUGCACCUCGUACCGUCGACCUUUACUCCGGCGAGGAUCCCAGCCCACAACACGUCAUUGUCAUGUCACCUCUGCGUUGUACUCUACCUUCACAAGAUCCGGUGGUGGAACCAUCACUCCUCCUCUCACCGCUUCCGUUCUCACGUCGCCACACUCAUCCAGCCGCCAUGAACGCUCGUCGACUAGAAAGGUAUGAUAGCAGUUUUGUGAUGGGCCUCCAAUUUCUUGUCUUGGGCUUGAUAAGCCCAUUAAAGGGUUACCUCCUUACUCGACCGAUCUCAUCUGCUCCUCUUCACCGGAACUUCAUCGCUUCUCACCUUGAAGAUGUCAUCAACAUGGUUUGUAGUCAACCUCAGCCCAAGUGUAUUGGUGUUUGUGGCCAGCAUCCUACCUUAGCCCAACACAUUACAAAGAGCUUAAAAAUGUUCGGACUUUGCUGUAAUGGUAUACAAGUUGCCUCUCCCCCGUGUCUUAUCGACUCUUUACCGGUUUGGAGUCAAGAUCCGAGACCUCUCCUCCCCGCAGAGACACUACAGGGCUCCGACCAUCUUGUGGAUUUUGGAUCUAUUGUGCAAGAGUGUGGACUCGCCAGAUUUACUUGCUAUUAUGUCACCGUUGCGUCUCCAUCACACUACGCCGUCUCAAGCAUCGACGGUUCUUCACAUAAUCGAUCCUACAGUUUUCCCACCCAUAUUUUUGUCGCCAAAACUAUUGUGCAAGAGUGUGGACACGCCAAAUCUUCUCGCUACUAUGCCACCGUUGUGUCUCCAUCACACUACGCCGUCUCAAGCAUCGACGGUUCUUCACAAAGUUGGCUAUACGGUUCUCCCACCCCUUUCUUCGUCGCAAGAACUAUUGUGCAAGAGUGUGGACUCGUCAGAUCUUCUCGCUACUACACUACUGCUGCGUAUCCAUCACAUUACGCCGUCUCAAUCAUCGACGGUUCUUCACAGGUUCGACUCUGCGACCAUCUCACCGGAGCUGCUAUUUUCUACAGAGUUUCAUGGACUACUUGCUAUCAAAACCCAUUGGUUGGGUUCUUCAUCGUCGUUUUCGACUUCUUUGCGUUAUUUCGAACGCGGGCUUUAGGAUUACAAGUGAAGCUUCUCUACGGGUCUCUUCUCUCCUUAGCCACACCUAUCUCUCUUUAUGUUUUAGUUAUUUUCAUUUAUCAGUUUAUCGUCGAAGAUCUCUCCAGUUGUAUUCGACUUAGUCCAUUGGGCCUUUAAUCUUAAUAUAAGUAUUUGUUGUUCAAAAAAAAAAACAGAAUGAAUAAAGGGAAGGUUUUAUUAA
Molecule: messenger RNA, 2648 nt
Organism: Brassica napus (rape)
Lineage: Eukaryota; Viridiplantae; Streptophyta; Magnoliopsida; Brassicales; Brassicaceae
Exons: 2
Coding region: 1115-2584 (489 amino acids)
Source: RefSeq, a predicted model, not a curated record